CCAACCAACCCUGCCCAGCACCCGGACCAUCCACCCAAGGCGCGUCCACAUCCCAUCGUCAUUUCACCUACCUUGACUUUCACUGCCAUUGCUACGGUUGUGCGCACCCCUUGAUUGCCUUUGACACGCUGUCGGCGCGUGUAUAACGAUUGCGCAUCCCCACCGCCGACGCGCCGGUAUAAACAAGACGCGCCACUUUCCUAAUCUCGCACACGAACAACCCCAUCCGACCACCACACCAUGUUUCUUCCCGAGGAUCUCCUGUUCAAGUCGGGCCAGCUCGCCCGCGUCUGGCUGGCCGCCAAUCAGCACAAGAAGCUUACAAAAGCCCAAGUGCUGCAAGACAAGAUCGAUGAGGAUAUCCAAGUUAUCAUCCGACCUGAGGGCGCUGCGGGCGGUCCCCUUGCAUUGCGUUUGAAUGGACAGCUGCUUCUUGGUGUUGUGCGCAUCUAUCACAGGAAAGCGCGCUACCUGUUUGAUGACUGCAAUGACGCGUUGUGGAAGAUUAAGAUGGCUUUCCGUCCAGGAAACAUUGAUCUGCCAGCACAAACCCACUUGGCUAACCCCACAAGCUUGACCCUCCCCGAUGUCAUCACAGACCUAGACCUGCUGGCCCCAAUGCCAGACCCUACACUUCUUCUAUCGCAGGCACUUGGCGCGGGCCUCAAUCUCGGAAACACCACACUGGCCGACUGGGAUGACAGUCAAUUCCUAUCAGGCAGCAUUGAGCAACCGCGAAUGCAACCGAUGAGUUUUGAAGAAGAUGAUUUGAACCUGGAUUACGGAGAAAACCUGGAGCCCUCCGUGGCAUUUGAUGAGGGUACCAGCAUCGAGCGCGGUCGUAAUGCACCUUUGGAACGACGCACGUCUGAGGAGUUUGCCCCAAGUGUAAAGAACUUUGUAGAAGAAGAUCUAGGCAUCGACUUUGGUGAUGAUUUAACGGAAUUAGCCCCUGCUCCCGAUCUCAACCUGGGGGAUGACACAGACGUUCCCAUGGGCGGCAUGACAGAACUGGACGCCCUAGGAGAACCCUCCUUUGCUGGUGACUUUCCUACGAUUCAAGCCGAACGAGAGGACUCUCCGCUCACGGAGAUUGACGAAGAAGAAGCUACAAGACUUGCGCAAGAGGUUGCUGAGCAGAACAACACCAUCUUUGAUCCUGAGCCCGAACAGGACGAGGAAUCUAUCCAUCAAGCGAGAGCCAAACGCAGGAGAGUUAUCGGCGAAGACGCCGAAACCAUGCUUUCAAACACGCAGCUCAAGGAGCAGACAAACAACCGUGACAAGAUUCUUAAGCCCGCAUCUUUUCUGCCACGCGACCCGCUUCUCAUGGCUCUGAUGCAGAUGCAGAGAUCUGGGGGGUUUGUCUCAAGCAUUCUUGGCGAUGGCCGAAGUCAGGGCUGGGCUCCUGAGCUGAGAGGCAUUCUCUCACUCGAAGUCGUUUCGCGUCCAAACCAAAAGCGCAAGCGAGGCAACGGUGUCGCCGAGCCAGGCGCAGAGGAAGAGGAUGUGGCUGCCGAUGCAGAGAAGACCCUUCAGUUAGAGUUUGAGCACGACGACCUUUCUUUGGGAGGUGUUAAUAUUGACAUUGGCGGUGGUAAUACCACACUCGCGGGGUCUGAAGAUCACUUCCAGCUCCCCGACGAACCCGUUUUCCAGCAACCCGAGGAAGAGGACGCCUUCUCACCUGUGCCAGAUAACUUUGACGACACCACUGCGCCUCUAAACCAUCCUGAAGAGAGUGGCCCUGUUUCACUCGGCACCAAACACGCUGUUCAUCUUCUGCGGGAACGGUUUGGGCCAGAAGCUGAGGAAAGCGAAUCAGAGCGACAAAAGAACAGCAUCGUGUUCCAAGAGAUGCUCCCAGAAGAGCAGACAUCGAGAGCAGACGCGACCAAAAUGUUCUUCGAAGUUUUGGUCCUGGCUACUAAGGAUGCAAUCAAGGUUGAGCAACCUGGCAACGAGCUGGGAGGCCCAUUGCGCAUUCGGGCGAAGCGCGGACUCUGGGGACAGUGGGCAGAGACAGCUGCGAGCGGCGAAUUGGCUUCCCAAUCACAGGCCACUCCGCAGACAGCAGAAGUCGACGCACCGGCUUCGGUUAUCGUUGAGGGGGCUCGAGAAGUAUCUGUAUCUGCGUAAAAGGUCACUGGAAUUGUUGCAACACGGAUGGGCUCUGGGUCUUGAGUUGGAGAGCUCACUCUCUCAUCUGGCGGCGUUGGCUGGAUACCCUUUUUACUUGCGCUUGACUUGUUUUUGCACAUUGGACACGGCUGUUUGGAGAGGUGUAUUGAGGCGUUUUGUGGCUCUCUGUAUGAAUUGUUAUUGAUAGUAGAUAGUUUCGCUGAAUGACGACGUUGACUCAACA
Dothidotthia symphoricarpi CBS 119687 is the source of this 2365-nucleotide messenger RNA. RefSeq lists its product as uncharacterized. The record is from RefSeq and is a predicted model, not a curated record. Gene Ontology annotation, biological process: synaptonemal complex assembly; replication-born double-strand break repair via sister chromatid exchange; mitotic sister chromatid cohesion. Lineage: Eukaryota; Fungi; Ascomycota; Dothideomycetes; Pleosporales; Dothidotthiaceae. The transcript is spliced from 2 exons. Gene Ontology annotation, cellular component: synaptonemal complex; cohesin complex. The coding region runs from base 241 to 2139 and encodes 632 amino acids. Gene Ontology annotation, molecular function: protein binding; chromatin binding.